AGCCUCACCCUGGUGCACUUCGCCAUCACCUGGCUCGGCCUUUACCUGUGCCAAGCGCUCGGCGCCUUCUCCCCUAAGAGCCUGCAGCCCUCGCAGGUGCUGCCUUUGGCCCUCAGCUUCUGCGGCUUCGUCGUCUUCACCAACCUCUCCCUGCAGAGCAACUACCAGUUGGCCAAGGCCAUGACCACGCCGGUCAUCGUGGUCAUACAGACCUUGGCUUACGGCAAGACCUUCCCUCUCCGUAUCAAGCUCACCUUGGUGAGGAAGCGUUGUUUAAGUAAUUUGUACGAUUUUAAGUGGGUAGGAGCUAAGCAGCAUGAGUUGCAGGUAAACUCUAUGCAGUUGCUCUACUAUCAGGCACCAAUGUCUUCAGCUAUGUUGUUGUUCAUCAUACCCUUCUUUGAGCCAGUCUUUGGAGAAGGGGGAAUAUUUGGGCCCUGGACGCUUUCUGCUGUGAUAAUGGUACUGCUGUCUGGAGUAAUAGCCUUUAUGGUAAACUUGUCCAUUUACUGGAUCAUUGGAAAUACAUCACCUGUCACGUACAACAUGUUUGGACAUUUUAAGUUCUGCAUCACCCUGCUGGGAGGGUGCCUCUUAUUUAAGGAUCCACUGUCUGUUAAUCAAGGCCUUGGGAUUCUGUGCACGUUGUUGGGCAUUUUAGCUUACACCCACUUCAAGCUCAGCGAGCAGGAAAGCAGUAAGAGUAAAUUGGCUCAGCGUCCAUAAACCAAGGUCUUCUGGAGCUUAAUAAUGUUGUGAAGGAGGACAAGUAUUUAAAUAGACAUUGGUUCCAGAAUGCAGAAAAGAUGCCUUGUUC
Messenger RNA from Nestor notabilis (Kea), 817 nucleotides. RefSeq names its product solute carrier family 35, member E3 (gene SLC35E3). The record is from RefSeq and is a predicted model, not a curated record. The annotation marks the transcript as partial. Lineage: Eukaryota; Metazoa; Chordata; Aves; Psittaciformes; Psittacidae. Gene Ontology annotation, cellular component: membrane; Golgi apparatus. Gene Ontology annotation, molecular function: nucleotide-sugar transmembrane transporter activity; antiporter activity. The transcript has 5 exons.